This is a messenger RNA of Ceratotherium simum simum (southern white rhinoceros), 522 nucleotides long. The record is from RefSeq and is a predicted model, not a curated record. Lineage: Eukaryota; Metazoa; Chordata; Mammalia; Perissodactyla; Rhinocerotidae.
GCGCGCUGGGAGCUCCCGCUCACCGUCGUGGCCUACGCAGACCUCUUCGGGGGCUGGACGAUGGACGCCGUGGCCCGCAGCACGGCCGGCUCCGGCCGCAGCCGCGCCUGCUGCACCUUCUGCGGGGUGCUGCGACGCCGGGCGCUGGAGGAGGGUGCCCGCCUGGUGGGAGCCACGCACAUCGUGACGGGCCACAACGCGGACGACAUGGCGGAGACGGUGCUCAUGAACUUCCUGCGGGGCGACGCGGCGCGGCUGGCCCGGGGCGGGGGCCUGGGCUCGCCGGGCGAGGGGGGCGCCCUGCCGCGCUGCCGCCCGCUGCAGCUGGCCUCGCAGAAGGAGGUGGUGCUGUACGCGCACUUCCGCCGCCUCGACUACUUCUCCGAGGAGUGCGUCUACGCGCCCGAGGCCUUCCGCGGCCACGCGCGCCACCUGCUCAAGCUCCUGGAGGCGGCGCGGCCGUCGGCGGUGCUGGACCUCGUGCACUCGGCCGAGCGCCUGGCGCUGGCCCCGAGGCUGUGA